AUGUUCACCUUUACUCCGUUGCAGGGAGCGCAGUCGGAAUCGAGUGCAUCACAGUCGCUCUUGGAGCUCGAUGGAGGUGUCAAAGUACUAAUAGAUGUCGGCUGGGACGAGACAUUUGAUGUGGCGAAGCUGAAGGAGCUUGAGAAGCAAGUUCCUACGCUUUCGAUCAUCCUCCUUACGCAUCCGACAAUCGCACAUCUCGGAGCUUACGCACACUGUUGCAAACACUUUCCCCAGUUUGCUCGAAUACCCGUCUACGCAACUCUUCCUGUCAUAUCUCUGGGACGCACCUUGGUACAAGAUCUCUACACCUCGACACCUUUAGCUUCAACUGUCAUUCCUCCAUCAGCACUCUCCGAAGCCUCAUACUCCUACUCUCAAUCCGUAUCCGCAAGCCAAGACCCGAACAUCCUUCUCCAGCCACCGACUCUCGAAGAAAUCGCGUCCUACUUCUCUCUUAUUCACCCUCUCAAGUACUCACAACCACAUCAGCCCAUACCCUCACCAAAUUCAGCACCACUGAACGGGCUUACGGUCACUGCCUACAAUGCGGGACAUACUCUCGGAGGAACAAUAUGGCACAUUCAACAUGGGUUGGAAUCAAUUGUUUAUGCCGUUGAUUGGAACCAGGCUCGAGAGAAUGUUUUGGCAGGCGCAGCUUGGCUUGGAGGAGCUGGGGCAGGAGGAGCAGAGGUCAUUGAGCAAUUGCGAAAACCUACGGCGUUGAUUUGCAGUAGUCGAGGUGGUGAAAGACUCGCCUUGCCAGGUGGAAGAGCAAAGCGCGACGAGCUACUUUUGGACAUGAUCAAAUCAGCAACCAGCAAAGGUGGAACAGUUUUGAUUCCUACAGACUCCAGUGCUCGAGUAUUGGAACUGGCUUAUUUACUGGAACAUGCCUGGAGAAAAGAAACAAAUGAUGAUGACAGUCCUCUUCGGACCUCGAAGUUGUAUCUUGCGAGUAAGAAUAUUGGUGCGACGAUGCGAUAUACAAGAAGCAUGCUUGAAUGGAUGGACGAUGCAAUAAUUCGAGAGUUUGAAGCCAACACUGGAGUUUUGAAGAAACAAGGAGAAUCGGAUCAAAAGCAUGGAGCUGGACCAUUUGACUUCAAACAUCUGCGUCUGCUUGAACGUCGAGGGCAAAUCAACAGAGUCUUGAAUGAAACGGACAACCUUGGAAGAUCCGUCGGAAAGGUCAUCCUGGCUAGUGACACAUCCUUGGAGUGGGGCUUCUCAAAGGAUGUCUUGAGAAAAAUCGCCGAUGACAGCCGCAACCUUGUGAUUCUAACGGAAAGGCUGGCACCUACUCACGAUGCUGCUGGCCCUGGGCUGGCAAAAACUUUGUGGUCCUGGUGGGAAGAGCGUAAGAACGGAGUCACGUUGGAGCCCAGCAAAAAUGGCGAAAAUCUGGAGCAAGUCAACACGAGCGGCAGGUCGGUUGAAUUGAAAGAUAUUAAACGCAUACCGCUUGAGGGUAAUGAUUUGAGCGUUUAUCAGCACUGGCUGGCUACCCAACGCCAACUCCUGACAACACAAUCUGGGGGAGCCACUUCUCUCGAAUCGUCCGCUGAUGUAGUUGAUGACGCCUCUUCUGACUCUUCUUCGGAUUCUGAAGACUCUGAUACCGAACAACAAGGAAAGGCAUUGAACAUAUCAGCAACCAUGGGCCAGGCCAACCGGAAGAAGAUUGGGCUGAGCGAUGAAGACCUUGGAAUCAACAUACUCCUCCGACGGAAAGGCGUCUACGACUUCGAUGUCCGUGGCAAAAAAGGGCGGGAGAAGAUGUUUCCAGUGGCGAUCCGGCGAAAGAGAGCUGACGAAUUUGGAGAUUUAAUUCGACCAGAAGACUUCCUGAGAGCAGAAGAGCGGGAUGAGGUGGAUGGCCAAGAUUUACGCCAGCAAUCAAACAAAUACGACACGAAGGAUACUUUGGGCAAGAAGCGGAAGUGGGAUGACAUUGCGGUGCCGAACGAAGGUCGAGUACCAAAUGGGGCGAACAAGAGACAGCAAAUUGGUGGUGGACAACGCGAAUCCCCGGACAUUGCGGACAUGCCCCCUGGUGUUGAAGAUGAUGCGUCGGACGAAGAACCAGAGGAAGAGAUUACUAGCCCUUCAAGACUUGUCUUUUCCACUGAGACUCUCAACAUCAACGUUCGACUGGCAUUUGUUGAUUUUGCUGGGUUGCACGACAAGAGGAGUUUGCAAAUGUUGAUACCGCUGAUUCAGCCCCGGAAGCUUAUCCUGGUCAGUGGUAUAAAAGACGAGACUUUGUCUCUUGCAGCGGACUGCCGGAAGCUGCUAGCAGCCCUUAUAGGUGCUGAAGAUACAGCGAUUGACGUUUAUACACCAGAAAUCGGAAUCACUGUUGAUGCCAGUGUUGAUACAAACGCAUGGGCUGUAAAGCUUACGGAUGCACUUGUGAAGCAGCUGAAAUGGCAGAACGUGAAAGGAUUAAGCAUUGCAACCGUCACCGCGCGCUUGGAGGCUAUACAUCACGACUCGCCAGAUGCGAAAGCUGAAGGGAGCAACAAGAAGCAGAAAUUGCUGAAGGGAGAUGCAGAAGAAACACGCGAAGCUAUUGAUGCAGCUGAGGUUGAGGUGCCUACUCUGGAUAUAUUGCCGUCAAACAUGGUGUCCGCGACCAGAUCGGUUGCGCAACCUCUCCAAGUUGGCGAUCUCCGGCUCGCAGACUUGCGAAAGAUCAUGCAAGGAUCGGGUCACACUGCCGAAUUCCGGGGUGAGGGAACAUUGCUGAUCGAUGGGUCUGUAAUUGUACGAAAGUCUGGGACAGGAAGGAUCGAAGUCGAAAGCAUUGGGUUGGUGACUGGUCUCAUGCAGCAAGGAGGGACGUUUUACGCCGUCAAGAACAAGAUUUACGAGGGGUUGGCGGUGGUCAAAUAG
This is a messenger RNA of Hyaloscypha bicolor E, 2898 nucleotides long. RefSeq lists its product as uncharacterized. The record is from RefSeq and is a predicted model, not a curated record. Lineage: Eukaryota; Fungi; Ascomycota; Leotiomycetes; Helotiales; Hyaloscyphaceae. Gene Ontology annotation, biological process: mRNA 3'-end processing by stem-loop binding and cleavage. The transcript is spliced from 2 exons. Gene Ontology annotation, cellular component: mRNA cleavage and polyadenylation specificity factor complex. The coding region runs from base 1 to 2898 and encodes 965 amino acids. Gene Ontology annotation, molecular function: RNA binding.